UAUCAUUUCACGACGACGAACUUAAUUUUCGAUCUCUUCCCUGCUCCUCUAUUUGCCUACCUCCAAUGUCGGCCGAUAACAUCACUUCAGCUUCCGGUCGGCAGCUACGGUCCCGUUUUGUGCCUUACAGCUCCAGCAAACAAUGGCGGAUACCAACAGAAGUAAACCCUCAUCCAACGAUCGUUUCGCUCGGUGAAGAUCUCCUCGCCGAAAAUUCUGAUUCGCCUCCCAAACCCUAGCUCCUCCUGCCGGUGCAAAGCCGUCUGCCAGGGAUGGAGGUCGCUUAUCUCCAGUCCCGGCUUCAACCGCCGUUUCGUUUCCCACCACCGGAGCAGGAACCAACAACCUCCCCUGCUUCUUCCCUCAGACGACUCGCAAUCGAACAUCCAGAGCUUUCUCUUCAUGAAUUUGAUAGGCGAAUUCUCUUUCUCAGUUUUGGAUUCCUACAAGGACUUGACUCUGUGCGGGUUCGAGACUCGCAGCCAUGGCCAAUUGCUUAGGUUGUCUUCUUCGCUCUUCCCUGCAGUCGUGACGAUGAUCAUCCUCCUCAAUUCCCCUCUUUGGUGAAGACUGCGGAUGUGCUGUCCUGCAAUUUGAAGACAGGGGGAGAGUUGGAGUGGUUCGCUGAUCUACAUAAUUUCCGAAGUUAUUGGAGUCUUUUCCUGGUUGAGUUGAACUGCGAGCUGCAUAUGAUGGAUUCUGCAGCUGGUGGGUUCAGAGCGACGAGGACGAGCCAAUAAUACCUCCCACAAUGGCUGGCCGUUGAUGGAGUUGAGCAAUCUAAUCACUAGAAGGAGCAGAUCGGUGAAGAAAGUCUUGCAUCCUAAGAAGGAUGAUGGCACUGGAAAGAAAUCAAUAUCUAUCAGACAAAGGGGAAGGAGCUGAUCAUUCGCUAUCGCUGGUGCUUAGGAGAUGUAACGACAUUGCUAUCUACGGCCUCUUUAUUCUGGUCAUAGAGCUGGCAGAAGGAAUUGCAUCUGGCGAUGGGCUGAAUCGGAGGCAAAUUAGGAGAUGGGAGCAAAAUGCAGCUAAUCAUCAGCAGCUGGGAAAAUCCACUGCCUUCAUCAUUCUGGUCCCACAUGGAGUCAGAUUCAUUUUACUAUGCUUUGCUUCCUCCAUGUACAACAGAAUAAGUGACAAAGCCCUCAAUUCCUCAUCAAGGAUGCAGUCUUUGGUGCCUAUGACGUCUUGCUAAAACUAUAUAAACUACAGAGAAUUUCAACCAUGGCAUACUUCCCCCCUUUCUCUAUUUUGCUUGCUUCUCACUUCUCCCACCUCAUAUUUUCAUGAUUAUACUUGAUCUGCAGGGUAACACCUCUUGUAUGUAUAUAUAUGCUCCCUUUUUUGCUUAUGCUACUACUACUGCUGUCUCUCCCUGUUGCACGAUCUGCACCACUGUCGCACCAACCCCUUCAUCCAUGGAAACUUUGGGUUGCCUCACAACUGGGAAAAUCAGCUUCCAUACUAGAAACAAAAGCACAAUGAAAAGGUAAAGUGAACCAUACCCAUAAAAACUUACAAGAUUAACUUCUCCUGUGCAUGGUUAUGGAGAAACAUAGAUGCAGAGAUUGGCUUACUGUAUAUUGUAGCUGCGAACCACUCGUUCAAGAUUUUCACCCAUGUACUUGCCCACCCAACAUCAAUGCUCCACCUGCAAUGGUCAGUUGAUGUUCACAGUUAAAACAGACUUGAAAUGUGGUUGGUAAAGCUCAAUUUCGCCUUGUCAGGUUUUUCUUACUUGGUUGCUGAGCUGUUCAGGUUCCAACUGAUGAAGAGCAUUGCAAAAUACAUUGCCCCCAAUGCAAACACCAGAUGGAAGAACCCAUAAUCUUAAGGGAUGCUGUCAUCUUCCUCUUCAAUCUUCUCCUUUCGGAACUGUGAUCAAAAGAGUCGAUCAAUUUGGACUGCCUGCCACUGCAACAGCGUUCAUUCAAGUGUGAACUGAUUGCAAGUUUUUACCUACCUGGAAUGCUUUGGAAUCAAUUCCUGUUGAAAAGGUUGCCAUCACAAUUGCACCUAUGGCUAUUAAGAAGCUCUGACAGCCCAUGAAGUGAUUAGUAACGCGGCAGGAAAGGGCAUUCGACUGUAGAAGAAGAGGGUCAAAUCAAAGCCUUACAAGUAUGGUAGUCCAGUCACUGUUUCCAUGACUUUGGUUUCGGUUGUUGCAUUUCUCACUGGUAGGUUCACUGCGUACAAAAAAGGUAUGUAGUAAAACCUUGUUGUCUGGAAAACGAAAGAAGAGUUGAGGUUCAAGCCACUGCAGGAGUUAGGGUCUAACCUUCUUAUAGCAGACCAACAAAGAAAGACGAGGUACGAAGCCAUGAUCCCAGACGAUAGAAGACCUCUAUUCACCUACAUAAUGAUUGGCGCAUUUCUUGCUCUUAAAAGAGGAAUGAAUUCUCAGGAAGCUGCUGCUUUUAGAAUGGUGUUGUAUACAUUAUUUAUGUUUUUUUACCUUGGAAUGCAAGGAAAUAGACAUCAGUAUAGUAAGCAGAACUGCUGUCCACGUGAUGAAGAAUAUGUUGAGAGCACAUUCAAGUCUAUGUCCAUAGAGGAAGUACAUUGCUAGAAUCCCACAGGCGGAAGCUAUGUAAAAGAUUGUUGACAUGAAUAGUCCAAAGGAGCAACUGCAGAAGAUUAUAUUAAAACCAGAAAGAGACAGAACAAAUAGAUCGAUUGCUGCUAAUUAUGUCACCAAAGGGAUACGUAUAAACAUACAUUCCGCCUUCAACGAUUAAGGAGAUUGAUGGUACCUUUGGUUUUUUCCUUCAUCAGGCAUCCAGUAAUUGUUCCACCAGCUGAUAAACUCAAUCACACUCACAAGUUGCAGAACUAGAAAAACCCUGCAACCCAAAACGAAAACUUCAGCCAUUUUUGCUUGCUUCAUAAUCCUUUCCAGCAUUCACAAUGCAUAAAGAAGAAAAGGGUGGGCGAGAGCAUUACCCUGCACCGACGCGAGCAAGUUCACCUGCAAACAGAAAUAUAGAUGAGAAUCACCGGAUAGAUUGUUGGAGAACAUGAUCUGAACUUUAAGAUAUACCAUAAACUCGAAUAUGAUUUGAAGGGAGGAAGAUACCAUAAACUUGAAUGUGAUUUGAAGGGAGGAAGAAAGGAGCUGUCAUUGACACUAUCAAAAUGACAAGUUUCGACCACCACCAACCGGAAUGCCAGCCACUGCGAGCUUGAUACAGCUUUCUUGUCUUAACCGUGGUGAACAGCAUGACAAUGAAGAAUAUCUAGUCACAGUGUCAAGGGAAGUCUUAUAUCCUGAAUUACUACAUCAAGUAAUCUAUCUCUCCUUUGUGCACAAUGAAACCAUCUUCUGUUUAUGAUUGAUUAGCCAUAACCUCCCAUCUAUUUAAGCUGCUUGUUCAUUCACAAAGGAUACAAAGCAUCCAAGACUCACUCGAAGAACCCCCAGAGUAUGGCAGCAGUCUUCCCCAUCUACUCCACAAGCUUUUACAUCUGCAUAUGUGGAUGACAUUAGUUCAAGCAGAAACUGAUCAGAUCUUAGAAUCACAGGAAGUUACUGGUUACUCACAAUUGAACUGACUGAGGACUUUCUGGCCAUAAUCUCGAAAGAACCAAGCUUUGAGAUUUGUUAUCAAGAAGAUGAUGCAGUACACGUAACGUGCUCGAAGGGCCGCCCUCUUGGCUACAGAAUGAUCAAACCUCUUUGCCUGCAACUGGUCAGGUACUUCUUGUCCUUCUUGCUGCGGAAAUAUGGUGCUGUUACUAAUGUGCAACGAACCAGCUUCAAUAGAUCGUAUAUCCCUGCGCCCCAUCAUGAUCCCUUGUUUGGUGACAAUCCCAGUGGCAAUGCAGGAAACAACGCAGAGAUGCUUCCUCCUGAUAUUUUCACCGACCAUUCAGCACGAAACUGUCAAACAAUAUAGGAAGGAAGGCUGCUGCUGCCACUUCAACAUCAAACCAUUGUUUUCAACAGAACCCAGUACUCAAAAACACACACCAAAUGAAGGGUUUCUGACAGAAACUUACUCAGAUUAGCAGCCCAAUUGAGUGGAGAAAGAGAAAUGCAGGGUGCUCAAGUGGGUGGAGAGACUGGAGAGUGGCUCUUAUUCAUCACACAAUCAGGAAACUUGCCAAACCUCUUAACCAGCAAAGGAGGGAGGAGAAAUUUGUUGGGUAGCUAAGCUAGCUGUCUAAAGUUUGAAAUUUUUGACAUAUUGAGCGCCUCACUCACUCACACUCAAACACAAUUCAUAGCCGUUGUUAGGAAACUUGUAGUGUAGUUCUUUUUUAUGUCAUCUAUCUUUUUUAUGCUUUCAAGAUACUCAAGCUAGGUAGCUAGCUAGGCUCUGUGG
Messenger RNA from Linum tenue, 4325 nucleotides. The record is from the annotation of a GenBank genome assembly. Lineage: Eukaryota; Viridiplantae; Streptophyta; Magnoliopsida; Malpighiales; Linaceae.